AUGCCGCAAAGGAAAGAGAUGACCACAGAAAUGGGGAAUGGGACAAUGGUCCAAGAAUUCACCUUGGAGGGGUUUCCUGCUGUCCAGCACGUGGGAAAGGUCCUCUUCAUGGUGCACCUGCUGGCGUACCUGGCUUCCCUCACAGGCAAUGUGGUCGUAGUCACCAUCACCUGUGCGGACUCCCGGCUCCAGACACCUAUGUACUUUUUCCUCAGCAUCUUCUCAUUCACUGAGUGUUGUGUCACAAGUUCUGUUAUUCCUAAGUUGCUGGUCAUCUUUCUUUUAGGCCCGCAAACGAUUUCCUUUCCUGCCUGUUUCAUACAAGCUUUUGUCUUCUUAUUUCUGGGAGCAGCAGGUUUCCUCCUCAUGGCAGUGAUGUCUGUGGAUCGGUACGUGGCCAUUUGCAAGCCUCUGCAUUACCCGACCAUCAUGAACCUGAGGACUAGCCUCCUCCUGGUCACUGCCUGCAUUGCUUUGGGAUUGACCCUCAUCACUGGUCUGGUGGUGAAGGUUUCCCAGUUAUCCUUCUGUAGUCCCCAUGUCAUCCCUCACUUCUUCUGUGAUCUUGGCCCCCUGAUCCAUCUCUCCUGUUCUGACACCACAUCUGUUGAAACCUUGACUUUUGUCCUCGCUUUGUGUAUCCUUUUGACAUCCCUCAUCAUAACCAUCAUUGCGUACAGCAACAUAGUAGUCACCAUCAUCUGCCUCCCAUCAGCCAAGGAGCGACGGAAGGCUUUCUCCACCUGCUCCUCUCACCUCAUUGUCCUCUCUCUGAUGUAUGGCAGCUGUGUCUUUAUAUAUGUGAAACCAAAGCAAACAAAUAGGCUGGAAUCUAACAGGGGAGCUGCCCUUGUGACCACAGUGGUGACUCCGCUCCUGAACCCUGUCAUCUACACUCUGCGGAACAAGCAGGUCCACCAGGCUCUGAGAGAGAUGAUGUGCAGAAUCAAAAUAUCAAAAUAA
Molecule: messenger RNA, 963 nt
Organism: Equus caballus (horse)
Lineage: Eukaryota; Metazoa; Chordata; Mammalia; Perissodactyla; Equidae
Product: olfactory receptor 6S1-like
Biological process (GO): G protein-coupled receptor signaling pathway
Cellular component (GO): membrane
Molecular function (GO): olfactory receptor activity; G protein-coupled receptor activity
Source: RefSeq, a predicted model, not a curated record